CGGGAGGGACGCUUUUGGCUGCGGCGCAACGCGGAAGCGUCUUGGCCGAGCGCAGCUGAGGCCGGCUUCUCUUGAGCGCCGCCGUCCCCGGCCCGCACCCUGCCGCUGCCAUGGCCUCCGAUUUCGAGGGCUUCGAGCAGGACUUCGCGGUGCUGACAGCGGAGAUCACGGGCAGGAUCGGGAAGGUGCCCAAGCUGCUGGGUGAUGAGAAGAAGCUGAUGGUUGCAAAUGUGGAGAAACAGCUAGAAGAAGCAAGAGAACUGCUUGAACAGAUGGAACUUGAAGUUCGCGAAAUCCCCGCCCAAAGCCGAGGAAUGUAUAGCAGUAGAAUGAGGAGCUACAAACAAGAAAUGGGAAAACUGGAAGCAGAUUUUAAAAGGUCACGGAUUGCCUAUAGUGACGAGGUGCGGAAUGAGCUCCUAGGGGAUGAUGGGAAUUCCUCAGAGAACCAGAGGGCACAUCUGCUCGAUAACACAGAGAGGCUGGAAAGGUCAUCUCGGAGACUAGAGGCUGGAUACCAAAUAGCAGUGGAAACCGAGCAGAUUGGACAGGAAAUGUUGGAAAACCUGAGCCAAGACAGAGAGAAGAUCCAGCGUUCUCGGGAAAGGCUUAGAGAAACAGAUGCAAACUUGGGGAAGAGCUCCAGGAUCCUAACUGGCAUGUUGCGAAGGUAAGGACAAGGAUCAUCCAAAACCGGAUUUUGAUAGUUAUCUUGGCAAUCAUCAUCUUCUUCACCAUCCUGAUGGCUAUUUAUUUUUCUGUCAAGAGACACUGAUAUCUUGGUUCUUCCCUAAACAGCAACAAACUGCUUGUUCUGAGUAAUUAAGACAAAGUGGUCACAUGAAUCACUCUCUCGCACUGACAGAAUCUCCCUGUCUUUGCCGCUAUUCAACUCAGGUGCAAGUAGCGUAAAAAUAUCUUGUAUUAUUGAUUGCAUGUGGAUUUCAUUUUUUCCUUGUUUUUUCCCCUUAAAAUGAAUGUUUUUGGAA
Molecule: messenger RNA, 989 nt
Organism: Mauremys mutica (yellowpond turtle)
Lineage: Eukaryota; Metazoa; Chordata; Testudines; Geoemydidae
Gene: VTI1A
Product: vesicle transport through interaction with t-SNAREs 1A
Exons: 8
Coding region: 111-674 (187 amino acids)
Biological process (GO): intracellular protein transport; Golgi to vacuole transport; vesicle fusion with Golgi apparatus
Cellular component (GO): SNARE complex; late endosome membrane; ER to Golgi transport vesicle membrane
Molecular function (GO): SNAP receptor activity; SNARE binding
Source: RefSeq, a predicted model, not a curated record